Molecule: messenger RNA, 1252 nt
Organism: Macroventuria anomochaeta
Lineage: Eukaryota; Fungi; Ascomycota; Dothideomycetes; Pleosporales; Didymellaceae
Product: C-5 sterol desaturase-like protein
Exons: 3
Coding region: 66-1010 (314 amino acids)
Biological process (GO): lipid biosynthetic process
Molecular function (GO): oxidoreductase activity; iron ion binding
Source: RefSeq, a predicted model, not a curated record
GCUGUCGCCGCUCUCUCGAGUUCUUGUACAUCGACACCGACCCGCACAGGAGCCUGCCUUGAGCCAUGGACGUCGCACUUGAGCUUCUCGACCCCCUUGUUUUCGACAAGGCGUAUGCCUGGGCCUUACCGCACCCUGGAGCCGGCUUCAGCAAUUCCUCAGAUGUGAACACCCUCCUGGCCGCGGAUGCGGCGCCAAUGUCUCUUUGGGACCGCGACAACAUCUACCGCCAAUGCAUAUCAAUUCUUCUGAUCACGCAAAUCGGCGCAAGCGCCCUCUACUUUAUUUUCAGCGCAUUGUCGUACUACUUAAUUUUCGAUCGACGUCUGGAAUAUCACCCUAGAUUCCUCAAGAAUCAAGUGCGCCAAGAGAUCAAGUCAUCAAUGACGGCUAUUCCAUUCAUCAAUAUCUUGACUCUGCCCUGGUUCCUGGGUGAGGUUCGCGGUUACAGCUUGUUGUACGGCGAUGAAAAGAGCUAUGGAUGGGCCUGGCUUGCCAUCUCGUCGGUUCUGUACAUGGCCUUCAACGACAUUGCCAUCUACUGGAUCCACCGCCUGGAACACUACCCGAGCGUGUACAAGUACAUUCACAAGCCACAUCACAAGUGGAUUGUUCCCACACCAUGGGCUGCGCUAGCUUUCCACCCUCUCGACGGCUACGUACAGUCGUUGCCGUACCAUGUCUUUGUCUUCGUCUGUCCUAUGAACAGAUACUUGUACCUGGUUCUCUUCGUCGCCGUGCAACUCUGGACCAUCUUCAUUCAUGACGGCGAUAUGAUCUCUGGCCACUGGACAGAGAAGUUCAUCAACAGCCCCGCUCACCACACGCUGCACCACAUGUACUUUACUGUCAACUACGGCCAGUACUUCACUUGGUGCGACAACUACUUCGACUCGCACCGCGCACCCAGGCCUGAGCUUGACCCUAUCCACGAUGCCCUCAAGGUCAUGAGGGCAAAGGGGCUGGUCGAUGAGGCGGGCAACCCGAUUGCGAAGCCGAAGAAGGAGUAAAAGCGUUGUCACAUCUUUGUGUUGUUGUGUUGAUGCAUGCAGAGCGGACUUUCCUUGCAUUUCCGGCGUUCUUUAGACUUUUAUGAUCAUCACGAUCAUGCAUAUUCGGUACAUAAUGUUAAUAAAUCACUCCCCAAACGCGGACUGAGCGUCGUAAAGACGCGACCGCCUUCAAAACACAUGAUUGAUUUUCGUCCUAUUGCGCAUGUGUACAAAGUACGUCAAGCAGGGUUGGAGUGAGG